AUGGAGCCCUGGCCGCUCCUCCUGCUCCUUGGGCUCUGCUCAGCUGGCCUCGUCCUAGGCUCCGAACAUGAGACCCGCCUGGUGGCAAAGCUGUUUGAAGAUUACAACAGUGUGGUUCGGCCCGUGGAAGACCACCGCCAGGUUGUGGAGGUCACCGUGGGUCUGCAGCUGAUACAGCUCAUCAACGUGGAUGAAGUAAAUCAGAUUGUGACAACCAAUGUGCGACUGAAACAGCAAUGGGUAGACUACAACCUAAAAUGGAAUCCAGAGGACUAUGGUGGCGUGAAAAAAAUUCACAUUCCUUCGGAAAAGAUCUGGCGCCCAGACCUCGUUCUCUAUAACAAUGCAGAUGGUGACUUUGCCAUUGUCAAGUUCACCAAAGUGCUCCUGGACUACACUGGCCACAUCACGUGGACGCCUCCAGCCAUCUUCAAAAGCUACUGUGAGAUCAUCGUCACCCACUUUCCCUUUGAUGAACAGAACUGCAGCAUGAAGCUGGGUACCUGGACCUACGAUGGCUCUGUGGUGGCCAUCAACCCGGAAAGCGACCAACCAGACCUAAGCAACUUCAUGGAAAGCGGAGAAUGGGUGAUCAAGGAGUCCCGAGGCUGGAAGCACUGGGUGUUCUACGCCUGCUGCCCCACCACCCCCUACCUGGACAUCACCUACCACUUCGUCAUGCAGCGCCUGCCCCUCUACUUCAUCGUCAAUGUCAUCAUUCCCUGCCUGCUCUUCUCCUUCCUAACCGGCCUGGUGUUCUACCUGCCCACAGACUCAGGAGAGAAGAUGACUCUGAGCAUCUCUGUCCUGCUGUCCUUGACCGUGUUCCUCCUGGUCAUCGUGGAGCUAAUCCCUUCCACCUCCAGUGCCGUGCCCUUGAUUGGGAAAUACAUGCUGUUCACCAUGGUGUUUGUCAUCGCGUCCAUCAUCAUCACGGUCAUUGUCAUCAACACACACCACCGCUCCCCCAGCACCCACGUCAUGCCCGACUGGGUACGCAAGGUUUUUAUCGACACUAUCCCAAAUAUCAUGUUCUUCUCCACAAUGAAAAGACCAUCCAGAGAUAAACAAGACAAAAAGAUUUUUACAGAAGACAUUGAUAUUUCUGACAUUUCUGGGAAGCCGGGGCCUCCACCCAUGGGCUUCCACUCUCCCCUGAUCAAACACCCCGAGGUAAAAAGUGCCAUUGAAGGAGUCAAAUACAUCGCAGAGACCAUGAAGUCAGACCAGGAGUCCAAUAACGCGGCUGAGGAAUGGAAGUAUGUUGCAAUGGUGAUGGAUCACAUUCUCCUUGGAGUCUUCAUGCUUGUCUGUAUCAUUGGAACCCUGGCUGUGUUUGCAGGUCGGCUCAUUGAAUUAAAUCAGCAAGGAUGA
Molecule: messenger RNA, 1374 nt
Organism: Prionailurus viverrinus (fishing cat)
Lineage: Eukaryota; Metazoa; Chordata; Mammalia; Carnivora; Felidae
Gene: CHRNA1
Product: cholinergic receptor nicotinic alpha 1 subunit
Exons: 9
Coding region: 1-1374 (457 amino acids)
Biological process (GO): nervous system process; signal transduction; chemical synaptic transmission
Cellular component (GO): neuron projection; postsynaptic membrane; synapse
Molecular function (GO): transmembrane signaling receptor activity; acetylcholine-gated monoatomic cation-selective channel activity
Source: RefSeq, a predicted model, not a curated record